CAUUGGCCUUGUGCAGCACCCCUAUCGAUCACGUCUUGUGUCAAGACUACGUGCACAUUGCUCAUGUCUGUACCAACUACACGUCCAAAUGUAAUGAUACAUACUUCGUCGUACGACGACCUAAUACUACAUUAUUUGACGGCUUUUUUGGGGGGUAGUUGGCGAGACUGUUGUUUGUUCAAGAUCAGCGAGCUGCAGUAGACGACCACACCCAUUACAAUUAGUGUUGUUUCCAACGUACAGACUGUCUUGUACAGCUUGAGUGAUGGACGAAAUCAACGCCCUCUCUUGGGAACCAUUUAUCCAGCAGUUUGGUAACGUUGUUGAGCAUGGACGGAUUGUAGCAGGUGCUAUAUGGGGGCUGCGACCAUUUGCUGAUACUAAAGCACUACAUGAAGCCGUUUGUGAGUUCAUGGACUCUCUACCCCCAAAUGGCAAAGAAUCGAUUCUGAGAUGUCACCCUGACCUCGCUGGACGUCUAGCCCAAGCUAAUCAACUCACAUCUGAGUCUGAUAAAGAACAGAGCAGUGCAGGCUUACUAAACCUCAGCCAAGAAGAAUCCAAUCUCAUUGCAGACAUGAACACACGGUAUAAAGAAAAGUUCAACUUCCCUUUUGUCAUUUGUGCGAGGGAAAACCAAAAAGUUGUUAUUAUUGCUGAACUGAAAUCCAGAAUUCACAACUCCAAGGAUGCAGAGCUUGAAAAAGGUAUCAAUGAAGUAAAAAAGAUUGCCUGGUAUAGGAUUGUAGAUGCCACUGCAAUGGAAUCAAAAUCAGCCAUUUCAAAAAUGUAACUGUAAAUCUUGACUUAGAGCUACAUAUUUUAUAAGAAGUUGUGUUGUAUGGGAUAUUGCUUGAUUUGUGUAUUCAUUCAUUCAGGCUUUAAAAACAUCAAAAACACAUAGCAGCAACAAAAUACUUGAAAUGUUUAUUUAACAGAAGAGACUUACCAAAAUAAAAAGAACAAAUAGGAGCCAAAAAGCUACUAAAUCACUAUCCAAAAGAACAAUGGGAAGCUUUCUGCUAUCAUUGUCUUCAAACUGUAGACAUUGUGCAAGAAUUACCUAAAUGCACUGGACAACAUUGGUAAUCACUCAAAAUCACUCAAGCAUAAAAGAGUAAUGGAGAGAUGUGAUAGUAUAACAGAAAUGGGAGAAAUGGUUCCCUUUAACCUUUAAAGUAACAUAGUUUUUGAGAAAUAGGUAAUUUCUCACUCAAAUAAUAAAAGCCUUCCCUUCAGCUGAAGCCU
Molecule: messenger RNA, 1248 nt
Organism: Asterias rubens (European starfish)
Lineage: Eukaryota; Metazoa; Echinodermata; Asteroidea; Forcipulatida; Asteriidae
Product: 2-oxo-4-hydroxy-4-carboxy-5-ureidoimidazoline decarboxylase-like
Exons: 2
Coding region: 266-793 (175 amino acids)
Biological process (GO): allantoin metabolic process
Molecular function (GO): carboxy-lyase activity
Source: RefSeq, a predicted model, not a curated record